AUGGUACCAGUUCUACUCGGAACAAAUGUUCUUACCCAUUUUAUGGAAAGAUGUAGGGAAUGGUAUGGUGAGAGAUACUUACAACAUGCUCCUUUGACGACGCCAUGGUACACUUCUUUUCGCUGCAUUUCUCUUCGGGAAAAGAAGUUGGAGAGGAACGGAUAUUACCUUGCAGUAGCACGGAGUGCAGAGUCCAGCAACAUUGUUAUUCCGCCUAACGGAAGGAUAGACAUACAGUGUAAGUUGGACAGGGAGGUUUAUUACCCGGAUGUCUGCGCCUUGAUGCAGCCCACUUCAUCUUCUGUCAUCCCUGAGGAUAUGGAUAUAGCACCCACGAUACUUACCUACAAUCAUGGUAGGAAUGAACUUGUAUCCGUAAAUGUCUCCAACUUGACUACACGGACUGUUAUUGUACCAACUCGCGGGAUAGUUUGUGAACUACAGCCUGUACGAGUCCAGCACCCAUUACAUGGAGUGAUACCUGAGGAUAGGAAGGAGGAGUCCCCAGACAACUACCUCGACAAGGUGACCUUUAAUGUUGAGCUGGAUGAUGGAUUACUGAGGAGAGGAAAGGAGGUGUUAUCGUAUUUUCCAGAUGUUUUCUCUGCGGGAGACCUUGACCUUGGCCAUACUAUUGAAUUCCCUCAUCGGAUUGAACUUAGCGACCCUACACCAUUCAAACAGAGGCAUCGGAGAAUACCACCUGCCAUGGUCCAGGAAGUGAGAGAACACUUACAGCAGUUGCUGGCAUGCGGAGUUAUCAGAAGAUCAUGCUCACCCUGGGCGUCCGGUGUAGUCUUAGCCAGGAAGAAGGACGGGUCUUUACGCAUGUGUAUCCACUAUCGCCAACUUAAUCAGAGGACUAUUAAAGAUGCCUACGCUCUCUAA
Molecule: messenger RNA, 888 nt
Organism: Pecten maximus
Lineage: Eukaryota; Metazoa; Mollusca; Bivalvia; Pectinida; Pectinidae
Exons: 1
Coding region: 1-888 (295 amino acids)
Source: RefSeq, a predicted model, not a curated record